This is a messenger RNA of Cooperia oncophora, 267 nucleotides long. NCBI's taxonomy places the organism in Eukaryota, Metazoa, Nematoda, Chromadorea, Rhabditida, Trichostrongylidae. The record is from the annotation of a GenBank genome assembly.
AUGCGGCUGAGGAAAUCAUUCGCAACUGAGUUGAAGACUGAAGAUAAGCUAAACUUUCAGGAAGCUUCACUAGAAAAUCAGGUGGUGCAAGCGAACCCGGCCAUUGAGGCUUUUGGUAACGGAGCGACAGUAAGGAACUAUAACUCAUCAAGGUACGGCAAAUUUGUUCGAAUUCACUUCGACAAGCGCGGUAAACUGGUUGGAGGAGACAUUGAACACUGUAAGAUUUUGCUAGCGAUUUUAAGUAGUUCUUUCGAGGUUCUGUGA